Messenger RNA from Olea europaea var. sylvestris, 512 nucleotides. RefSeq lists its product as uncharacterized. The record is from RefSeq and is a predicted model, not a curated record. The coding region runs from base 48 to 356 and encodes 102 amino acids. Lineage: Eukaryota; Viridiplantae; Streptophyta; Magnoliopsida; Lamiales; Oleaceae. The transcript is spliced from 2 exons.
UAUCACCUUUGUCGAGAAGAUCACAUCCAACUGUGCCAGUCAUUCAAAUGCCCGAGUCCCGCAUAGAUCGAGAUAGAGAGUGCCGUCCAGUAUCACCUCCUGUACCUAGUCGCCAUGUUUCGAAGGUUGAUUUGUUCGAACUCUUGACGGAGAUGAGAGGCAACAUGUCAGAGUUACGAGAUGAGGUCGCGAUGCUACGAGCUGGCUUAGGAUACCUUCAUGCUGAGAUUGCAGCGAUACAAGGCGACAUAGCAGGCCUGCGACGGACUGGUGGUUAUUGGGAUGGAGGGGAUGAUGGAGGGAUUGGCGAUUAUCGAAUAGGGAUUGAUGGAAGGACUGGUGGUUUUCAUGGAUGAGGAGGUAUGGGGUAUGAUGAUUCUUUGUGGCCAUCGGAUGCAGCAUUCGAGUCUUCUAUAUAAUACGGAGGGUAUGACCUCGAUGGAAGCAGGGGAGAAGGUGCAAGAGGUCGCGGAGGGUGUGACCCCGAUGACUACGGGGGAGAUGGUAGAGGA